Knipowitschia caucasica is the source of this 672-nucleotide messenger RNA. Lineage: Eukaryota; Metazoa; Chordata; Actinopteri; Gobiiformes; Gobiidae. The record is from the annotation of a GenBank genome assembly.
AUGGGGGAGAGCAGAGGGACCACAGGGCCAUGGAGAGCACGAGGGACCAUGAAGACCAGGGGAGCCACAUGGACAAGUGAGACCAGUAAGCUGAGGGACCUGAAGUCCACGGACCACAGGGCCAUACGCCCGUACGCACACAGCAGAGGCGGGCCGCUCUCAUCCCCAUCUCCUCGGCCCAACACGCUCUCAGUCAGACCCAUCCUCCAGCUCCUCUUGUCCGCCUGCUGCCCCCGCGUCGGCCGCCUCGCACUCACAGCCAUGUCCGGGAUCCUGGCCUGGUUCUGGAACGAGCGCUUCUGGCUGCCCCACAACGUCACCUGGGCGGACCUGAAGAACACGGAGGAGGCCACGUUCCCACAAGCGGAGGACCUGUACCUGGCGUGUCCCGUGGCGUUUUGCAUCUUUAUGGUCCGGCUCGUCUUUGAGAGGUUUAUUGCCAGACCAUGUGCGAUGGGGCUGAAGAUCCAAGCCAACGGGCCUCAGAAAGCCCAGCCCAAUGCCAUUCUGGAGAAGGUCUUCACUGCCAUCACCAAGCACCCUGAUGAGAAGCGGCUGGAGGGUCUGUCCAAGCAGCUGGACUGGGACGUGCGGACCAUCCAGCGCUGGUUCCGGCAGCGGCGUAACCAAGAGAAGCCCAGCACUCUGACCCGGUUCUGUGAAAGCAUGUGA